This is a messenger RNA of Mycena citricolor, 1440 nucleotides long. The record is from the annotation of a GenBank genome assembly. NCBI's taxonomy places the organism in Eukaryota, Fungi, Basidiomycota, Agaricomycetes, Agaricales, Mycenaceae.
AUUUCUUGUGCUUGGAAAGACGCAGCCAUGUCAAAGAGACGCACUCGUAUCUACGCCGACGAAGAUGUUGUCGCGCACAAGACCCGGUCAAGCUGCUGGGUGACCCGCCAAGGCAAGGUCUACGACGUUUCAAAAUUCGUCGACGACCACCCAGGAGGCGACGACAUCCUUCUCAAAUAUGCCGGCCAGGAUAUCGAGGCGGCGAUGUCAGGCAAGGCAGAGGACACCCCACAGCACUCCUCUGCAGCGUAUGAAAUGCUCGAAGACUACCUCAUUGGACGGCUUGGGACGCAUGAGACGACACUGCGCGACGACUUCGUUGCCGGCGAUGAUUUCCAUCCGGAAGAAACGGAUUUCGCUGAGGACUUUCAAAAGAACCAGUUUUUGGAUCUCAGGAAGCCGCUGUUACGCCAAGUGUGGGAGGCUAACUUUAGUAAAUCCUACUAUCUGCAGCAAGUGCAUCAGCCUCGGCACCUUCACGAGUCUGCUCGUCUCUUCGGCCCCUCCUUCCUCGAGGGAUUCACCCGCACAGUUUGGUGGGUGGUGCCCAUGUUCUGGGGUCCCAUCGCAUCGUACCUUUUCUGUCGCUCCCUGAUCCAAUUCUCCGUCGCACCCGCUGUUCUCCCGCUGUUCACCGUGCAGCCGCUCCUGCCGUCGAAUCUACUGUUGAACGCACUCACUGUGCAGAAUAUCGGCAAGACAGGCGUUUGCUUCUUCCUGGGCAACUUCAUCUGGACGAUCCUCGAGUAUGUCCUGCACCGCUUCCUUUUCCAUCUCGACGACUAUCUUCCCGACCACCCCGUCGCCAUCCUGCUGCAUUUCCUGUUGCACGGAGUCCACCACUACCUCCCGAUGGAUCGGUUGCGGCUUGUCAUGCCUCCGCUCCUGUUCACCGUGCUGCAGGCCCCGUUCACGCGCCUCGCUCACAUCCUGUUCCCCGCCGCUGUAGCGAACGGGAUCAUCUCAGGAGCCUUCGCGUUUUACAUCUUAUACGACGUGAUGCACUACGCAUUGCACCAUACCAAUCUCCCUGCGUACAUACAGGAGCAAAAGCGGUAUCACCUUGCUCAUCAUUACAAGAACUUCGAGCUCGGAUUUGGUGUCACUAGCAAGUUUUGGGAUGUGGUCUUCAAUACAGUCCUUCCGACUACCCCUUCAUGAUGGGCGGCGCUUUGUUAGAUCGGACCAAGUAAUCGCCUAGAUGUUCUGUACUCUUCACUAUUCGCCCCUCUCAAUAUUACAUUACCCCGGGGUCUCUGAACAGGCCGUGUCAUUUUGUAAUCACUCGUAUUCCCCCGUUGCGAAUGUAAGAUAAAUAGAAACAGGCCACUGUCAAAUCGCGUCUGCCUCAUUUUGCAUGCUGUGUAGCCACCGAACCACAUGUGUAUAUUGCGCACGCCAUGUCGCAGACCUCUCGCCAUACCACUUAGUAAGUCUUUU